ACCCUACAAGGAGGCCGCCGCCACCGUUGAUGUGCUGAAAAAAAAAAAAAACCCAGAGAUCCCGCGCGCAGGCCACCACGCUUCCCGCCAAAAGUCUCGCCAUGGCGCCCUCGUCGCCCCGCCGCAAGGAGCCGUCGAGGCCUCUGGCGGUGCUGCCGUCCAAGAGCCCUGAGGCGCCGCCCGAGCAAAAGAAGAGGAAGACGCCGCCGCCGCAUCCGCCCGAGGCGGAGCCGCCCAAGCGGCUGUUCCAGCGUACGUGGUCCCCCGGCGACGAGAUCCGCAUCCUGGAGGCCAUCGCCGCGCACCGCCGCGCCCACGGCGGCGACCUCCCAACGGCCGUCGUGCUUCUCGCGGCGCUCGACGGCCGCCUCGAAAGGAAGGUCGUCGACGCAAGGGAUGUAAACGAGAAGCAGCGCAGCCUCAAGCGCCGCUACCAUCGCCACGCCAUGAAGGCUGCACCACCGGCAGAUGAACACGAGCGCCGCCUUUACUUCCUCUCCAGGGACGUGUGGGCUGAUGACUCCCGGCCCAAACCACCGGUCGCUCAGGCGAAAAGCGUCAGCGGAGGCUCCCCGCUGAAACCACGGACCACCAAAGCCACCAAGGACAGCAAGGAUGCCACCCAAGCGAAGAGCGACGGCGAGCCAACCAAGGACGAGACCAAGCCCAGGACUUUGGCUGAGAUGCGUGAGCAGUACCCGUACCUUGUUGAUGAGGCUAUGGUCCUCGUGGAUCCGCCGAUCCUCCAAAAACUCCUCCCCAGCAUUGAAGACAACGAGGCCCAGGCAUUGAACAAGAAGAUCAAGAAGGCGAGGAAGCAGCUCAGCAAGGCCAUCACGGAAUCGGCAAGGAUGAAAAACAUGGAAACACCCACAAUAUUUCUAUAUCAAUCCACUAAGUUUCAACUGGAAAAGCCAAGGUUGGAGAAAAAGGAUGGUGAGGAUAUUUGUGCUCAAGGACGAUUGGCACGAGUGGAGCAUGAAGUAGCAGAAUUGAGACAACUUUUCAUGUCUUCUCGAAAUCAGGCUAUAAGAUGUGAAAAUGCAGAAAGUGGUCUUCGGUCAGUUGUAGCUGAAAAUCAGAUUUCGUGCCAUAUGGUACAAAAGAAGAUAAAGGCACCAAAUGGCUUGCCCCAUGGAAAGAAUAAGGAGGUUACAUCUAAGUAUAAAUAUGAUGGUGUCCUUCCCAGCAAUGUCCCGCGUGAUAAUCUGAAACUGCAAAUAAAGGCACCAUUUAAUACGCUUCAUGGUAGGACAAGGAAGAUUGAUGCAGAGAGUCAGACUCAACGCAAUGGGGCUGGCAAAGAGGUUGUCUUGAUUUCACUAGGACGACCACGUAUUCCAGUAGGCAAAGCUAUUCUUGAACACAGUUCUCAGUCUACAAUAGUAGGGGGCAUGGCACUUGGAACACAAUGUUGUAAGGUGUUUCUAAGAGAGGUAUUGCAAAGGGAUGCUCCACUGUUUCACAAAUAUGGGGAGAUGGAGAAGAUGUCCGAUGCACUUUAUUGUUCCAUUCCAUGGCCAAGUGUCCUAGUCAACGGUAAUUCCAUUGCUAGCAAGGCACCGCUUUACCAACUGUCUCAUCAAGACAUUAUUAAUUGCCUUCUGCUAUGCGAAACCUGUGCUCUUCAAAAACACCAUGUCAAUUUUCCUUGUAAUUUCUCAGUUUUUGGUGUUUUCUUGUUGACCAUCUAUAUAGGGUAACCUGUCCAAUGAUACACCUUUGAGCAAUUUCCAAAACUCUGCAUUUGGUGUCAACUAGAAUGUUGUUGCGAACAUGCUCUAGUUUACGUUGACUAUUCUUUUUGAUAAG
Panicum hallii is the source of this 1812-nucleotide messenger RNA. RefSeq lists its product as uncharacterized. The coding region runs from base 102 to 1703 and encodes 533 amino acids. Gene Ontology annotation, cellular component: nucleus. Gene Ontology annotation, biological process: regulation of DNA-templated transcription. NCBI's taxonomy places the organism in Eukaryota, Viridiplantae, Streptophyta, Magnoliopsida, Poales, Poaceae. The record is from RefSeq and is a predicted model, not a curated record. The transcript is spliced from 7 exons.